Strongyloides ratti is the source of this 1260-nucleotide messenger RNA. Its product is annotated as Las1-like family-containing protein. Gene Ontology annotation, cellular component: Las1 complex. The transcript is spliced from 8 exons. The record is from RefSeq and is a predicted model, not a curated record. Bases 1 to 1260 code for a protein of 419 amino acids. Lineage: Eukaryota; Metazoa; Nematoda; Chromadorea; Rhabditida; Strongyloididae. Gene Ontology annotation, biological process: rRNA processing. Gene Ontology annotation, molecular function: endonuclease activity.
AUGAAGAGAAGAAUUUCUUUUGGAAAUAAUAAUAGGCAAGCUGUCAACAAAGAUGAUGCCUUUCUUCCAUUUCAUCCUAAACAGUGGAAAUAUUUGAAAGAUCUUGUCAUAAAUGGUGAAACCAACCCUGAUAGUUCAAAAAAGAUAAUUGAUCUUUUAAUAGCUAUGGAACAAAGAGAUGCCGUUGAAGGUAGACUUGGUUUGGCUUUAACCUAUGAGAUUUAUAAUUCUUUCUAUCAUCUUCAUAAAUUAAAUAGAAAUAAUAAUACUGAAGGAGCUGCUCUUCAGUCUGUCUUAGCAUGUGCUCUUCAAAGGAGUGUUAAUCAUUUACAUGAUGUUUACGGUCAUUUGGAAGGUGGACCAUCACCAACAUACAGAAGGACUAUGGAGUAUUUUAAGUUACCAAGUAUAAUUGCUUCCUACAGAAAUGAUAUUGCACAUGGGAAAUAUCCAACAAUUGACAGUAUGAUUGAUGCCAUGGUUGAAAUUAGAAAAGUAGUCAUUAAUUGUUAUUGGAAACCAUUUGAAGGAAAUCCAAGUGGUGUAAUAGUUGAAGACGGGAAAGAAACAUUAUUUGCAGAUUUUGUUAGAAAAAGUCGUAUUUUCAUUCUUAAAUCAAAUGUCAAUGUACCCAAUGAGGAAGAUGAAAGAUUAUUAAAAGAUAUGGUAUUGAAAUCUAUUGAAUAUGAUUUUGAUUAUUUUGGAAAAUCUUUCUUUUCACCAGCUUUUGCAAUUGAAGAUUUGGAUGGAUUUUCCCUUAAAGCUCUUCCUCAUCCUGUACCUUAUUCUGAUUUAAACAUUAAUGAUGGAUUAAAUAAGCUUAUCUCAUUAAUUUACCAUUCUCUCAAAAAAACAGGAAAUGUUUUUUAUUUUUGCGUAUAUGGAUUUCAAAGCAUUUUCCUUGAAUCUUCUGAAUUUAUUAAAAAAAGAAAGGAAUCUUUCUUUGUUUCUUGUAUUAAAAAAAUUAUCAAGGAAGGUCAUUGGUUUUCUAUUUGUGAAAUUGUUCAACUUCUUAAGUGGGAACUUAAUUCACCUUUGUCAGAGUCUCUUUUUGAAGGUGUGGCUUCCGAAAGUAGAGAUAGUACAAGAAUUGCAAAGGAACUUGAAAAACUUAUGAUUCCAGAUGUUGGAGAAUUUGAACCAACUCCUAGAAAUGGUGGAGUUUCAGAUGCUAGAAUUAUUAAGUAUAAUUAUGUUGUUUCUAACGAAAUAAUACCCUGUAAGUUGGAGAAAAUACUUAUUUCACCUAUUUUUAUAUAA